AGACUUCCGCAGUGUGUCAGGAUCAGACUGGUCACGUGAUGAAGUCACGUGGCUUUGAGGAAGCUGCAGUGUUUACCUGAACGUUUAGCUCUCCACUGCGACACCUAGAGCGCAUCUUUUUAUUGUAUCUUGAUUAUUUUACUCCCACUGGGCGCUUUUGGAAGAUGAACUCGUCUUUUCCCCGGUUUCGGUCCCGGUAAUGUCCCCGUUCAGCCCCGCUAUGGCGUCUUCGAGCUACACCUGCAUCCAGGACGAGAGCUCAGAGAAAGAUCGGUUGCUCUCCUCUCCAACCACCUAUGGGUCCCGGGAUCCGUGUAAAAGUGGGAGCCCCCGUCCCAGCAGCCUCCACCAGCAUCUACAAGAUGAGGAAGAGGAGGAGGAGGCUCUGAGGAGGAAGCUCAAGUACUUCUUCAUGAGUCCGUGUGACAAAUAUCACGCUAAGGGCCGCAAGCCGUUCAAACUGGGCCUGCAGCUGCUGAAAAUCAUCACCGUGACGGUACAGCUGGUGCUGUUUGGCCUGAGCAACCAGAUGGUGGUGACCUUCAAAGAGGAAAACACAGCCGCCUUUAAGCACCUCUUCCUGAAGGGUUACCAGGACAACGCCCCUCAGGCUGUGCACACGCAGGCCGAGCUCUACAGCCACAUCAACUACACCUUAGAGCGGUACUUGACGCUGCCGCAGAUCGCUCUGGGGCGUUACGCAUAUGUGAUGGGAGUCGGUGUGAAAGGCCGCGCCCUCUCCCUCUGCCAGCGCUACUUCAGGAGAGGCAGCAUCGAGCCGGUCAACGACACCUUUGACAUUGACCCACAUGUUCUCACAGAUUGCCUUGGAGUGAAUCCGGCCACAGAAGAUUCCACUCCGGAAAAUGGCGACAUCCAGAACUACACCCUUCAGUUUUCCAGGCUGAUCAAUGUAACCAUCGACUUCCAGCUGAAGGCCAUCAACGUUCAGACCGUCCUCAACAAUGAAAUCCCAGACUGCUACACCUUCGCCAUCACCAUUCUCAUGGACAAUAAAGCACACAGCGGCAAAGUUAGGAUCAGUCUCCACAACCUGGCCACCAUCCAGGAGUGUAAAGACCCCAACGUGUCCGGACACGCGGAAAGCUACGCGCGGGAGUUCUUUGACUGCCUGGUGGUGCUCGUGUGCGUGUUGUCCCUGCUGCUGUGCGGCCGCUCCAUCCUCAGAGGAAUCCUCCUUCAGCACGAGUAUGUGCAGUUCUUCAAGCACAAGCUGGCUCGCAGCGUGAGCUGGGGGGACAGGAUGGAGUUCAUCAACGGCUGGUACAUCCUGCUGAUCGUCAGCGACAUGUUCACCAUCGUCGGGAGCUUCAUCAAGAUUGGGAUAGAGUCUAAGACUCUGUCCUCCUAUGACGUGUGUGGGAUUCUGCUGGGAACCUCCACCCUGCUGGUGUGGGUGGGAGUCAUCCGCUACCUCAGCUUCUUCCAGAAGUACAACAUCUUGAUUGUGACUCUGCGGGCCGCCUUCCCCAACGUCAUCCGCUUCUGCUGCUGCGUGGCCGCCAUUUAUUUAGGAUACUGCUUCUGUGGGUGGAUUGUGCUCGGCCCGUAUCACACAAAGUUCCGCUCCCUGUCCACGGUGUCGGAGUGUCUGUUCUCGCUGAUCAACGGGGAUGACAUGUUCGUCACGUUUGCUGAGAUGGAGCAGAGCAGCACCCUGGUGUGGAUCUUCAGCCAGGUCUACCUGUACACCUUCAUCUCCCUCUUCAUCUACAUGGUGCUGUCGCUCUUCAUCGCUCUCAUCACCGGAGCGUACGACGCCAUCAUGGCUCAGACGCAGGAGCAGGUCCGCAUCACCGAUCUGCACGCAUUCAUCGCACAAUGCACGGACACGCCCUGUUCUGGCAAAUUCCGAGGGCCUGAGGGGCCGUCCUGCUCCUUCCUCUGCUGCUGUGAGUGAGGAGGAGGAGGAGGAGGAGGAGGAGGAGGAGGCUGUCUUUGAAGCUCCAUAUUUUCACUUCAGUGACAGCUGCCUUCGACUGCCUUUUCCAGGCGCUCAGCAGGGACAGCAAAGAGCGUCUGAGGAGCGAACUAACCCACUGACCUUGGACCACAAUGUCUUUGAAUUUUGUCUUUAAAUUUGUGCCGGGAGGGCGGAGUCUAAGGCCCAAUUACCUGCCUCAGCUUUUGUACCGUAUGAAUAAUUCAUGUGGUCUUUCUUCGUUGUCAGACGGCUGGAGCACAGGUGACCAGUAAGGGUACACAAGUCAGUGAAUACACACUUUAGUUUACUCGUUUGUGCAGCUUUUCACGUGUGCCUGUCAGUGAUGUAAAUAAUGCACAGAACUCUGAUCCUAGAACAGCUUUCAGAGUCAGACCGGCAGGAGAAAAGAGCGUUAUCUGGAGGUCUGGAGUGCAUUCGCUUGAGCAGCUUUUCCAUUCAAGGCCGCUCCUCCUCUUGUGUUUAAUUUGCCGGCUCUUCAUCCUCUUUGUUCCCCUCAUCCCGCGGCUGGAAGGAGAUGAUGGCUGCACACGGAAGGACGAGUCCCGGAGCCAACUGUUUACUUGGUCAUUAAUAUUUAUGAGCUGCAGCGCCGGCGGAGAGGAUUCUAACCGGCACCCGUUGGGGAGUAUCCAUGUACUGGAAGACAAAACUUUCAUGUUUGAGAGUCGCACAUGAUUCUGGAGUGUAAUUACACAGAAAACUGCCUGUUUCUGCAGAAAAACAGAAUAUAAUUUUAGUUUUUUUAUUUGAGGACGGUGCUCAAACCUUCAGACUUUUAAGUUAAAAAUCAUUUUAGACUCUCAACACAUUUUUGUAAAAAAAACAUUAUAAAUAUUCCAUGUUUUUGGAUGUUCUUGUGAUAUUAGGGUUUAAUAUACUGUGUGAAUAAUUAUACUAAAAAUAAUGUCCAGUAUUUGCAUUUUGGUUGUGCUUUAGUGUAAUUCACUGACAUUUAGGUGAGAUUAAAAAGGGUAAUUUAUUUAUUUUAUCUCACAUGUAGGAGUUUGUCUACAAUCCAGCAUCCUUCAGGCAAAAACACACUUCUAGUGUCUACUUGAUGUUGUCUUUUUUCUGCCAUUUUUGUGUUCUUUAAAGCAGUCUGUGUCUAAAAAGAGGAAUUUUAUUAUUAUUGUUUUUUUAAUCUUUUAUUUAUUUUUUUCUUCAUGGAAUGUUCUGGUGCAGCUUCAGUUAAAUUAUUGUACAUAAAGGGAUGCAGUGAAAUGUUGUUCAUGGACAGAACUACUUCCUUUGCCUGAUUUUGUUCACACUUUUCUGAUUUUUCUCCAUCAUUUCAAAGAACAACCUAAAAGGGAAGCAUGUGUUGAGUUUGUACAGCUUUAGAAUCCACCUAAAUAAACUAUCAAAGCACUAAAAGUUUUAA
Messenger RNA from Oryzias melastigma (Indian medaka), 3347 nucleotides. RefSeq names its product mucolipin 1b (gene mcoln1b). NCBI's taxonomy places the organism in Eukaryota, Metazoa, Chordata, Actinopteri, Beloniformes, Adrianichthyidae. Bases 200 to 1921 code for a protein of 573 amino acids. The transcript is spliced from 13 exons. Gene Ontology annotation, cellular component: plasma membrane; lysosomal membrane. The record is from RefSeq and is a predicted model, not a curated record. Gene Ontology annotation, molecular function: NAADP-sensitive calcium-release channel activity.